AUGGAGACCCGGCUCCUGCUCGGGGCGCUGCUGGGCGCCUGGCUGUCCUCAGCCCUGUCUCCGUGGGGUGCCCGGGCGGAGCUCCCGGCCGACCUGGACCUGCCGCUCCCCAGCCCAGGCAGCGCCGCGGGAGCCCGGAGCGGGGGCGGCCUCGCCGCGGCGGCGCAGGAGUCUGGAAUGGCAGUUUAUAACACUUCACCUACAGCAAUGUCCUUGUCUCGGAACAGGAGAAUUCACAGUAUGAAAUGUGACCCACCCAAUUCUCUUGCAUGUUUUAAUGGAGGGGAGUGUGUGUACCGAGAGCUGUGCAACUGCAGUCGAUUUAACGCGACGGGGCCGCGAUGCCAGACAGUGUACAACACAGGUGCUGAAAGAGAUCAUAUAUGCAGGACAUGGGGCCAGUAUAACUUUGAAACUUUUGAUGGACUCUAUUACUACUUUUCUGGGAAAUCCACAUAUGCCCUUGUGAGACACGCUGAACUAGAUGAACAGAGCUUUUCCAUACAGGUGAAUAAUGAUCCUGAAUGCCAUUCUUCUCCUUAUUCCUGCAAAAGGUCCAUUAGUUUAUUCUUUUCUGGAGAUGAACAGAUCAAGAUGAGCAGUGAAGUCACCUACAAAGGAUUUGGAGUAAAAUUACCUUAUGUUAUUGGAAACAUACACAUCCAGAAACUAGCUGGAUACUUCCUGGUCAGGCACCAGUAUGCCUUCACCCUGGCUUGGGAUGGUACAUCUGCAGUGUACAUCAAAAUGGCACCAGAGUACCUGGGCAAAACCCACGGACUGUGUGGGAACAACAAUGCUGUUCUGCAGGAUGAUCUGGAAACUAGUUAUGGAAAACUGACAGAUGAUGUAACAGAAUUUGUAGAGAGCUGGCAGGAAAAUCCUCCACAAGGAACACCUGACUGGGACAAAUCUCUUCUCAGUGAGCCACCAUGCCUGACACAAAGCCACGAAUCUCUGCAGAGGGCAUAUGCUCUGUGUAAUAUCCUGUUACAUCCCCCAUUUAAACAAUGUCAUGAGUAUGUGAGUCCUCUUUCUUUUAUGGCAAGCUGCACAAAUGACCUCUGCAUGUCAGCAGCUGAUGAUGCAACUUGGUGUCGAGCGCUCACCGAGUACGCCAGAGCGUGUGCCCAAGCAGGAAAACCGCUUCAUGGAUGGCGUCUGCACUUCCAGCAGUGUGUCAUUACCUGUGCUGAGCCCUUGGCCUACAGUGAAUGCAUCAACUGCUGCCCUGUUUCAUGUCACCAGCAGUCCCAGUGCAUUGGCAGUGAGCUGCACUGCGUUGAUGGCUGCUACUGCCCAGACGGCUUAAUUUAUGAAAAUGAAUUGUGUGUCAAGCCUAUGGACUGUCCUUGUGACUACCAUGGAAGUUUCUUUGAAAUGGGUUCAAUGGUUUAUGAAGAAUGUAAUAACUGCACCUGCAGUGGAGGAAAGUGGAUCUGUACAAAUUUUACAUGUCCAGCUGAAUGCUCAGUUUCAGGAGACACUCACUUCAUGACCUUUGAUGGGCGCAAAUACACUUUCCAAGCCACCUGCCAGUACAUCCUGGCAAAGAGCCGCACGUCUGGAACGUUCACUGUAUCCUUGCAGAAUGCUCCUUGUGGACAGAACCAGGAUGGAUCAUGUAUCCAAUCUGUCAGCCUUAUUCUUAAGCAGGACCCCAAGAGGCAAGUGACCCUGACCCAUUCAGGAGAUGUUUUGAUCUAUGACCAGUACAAAAUUAACCUGCCUUAUGCAGAUGAAUUUUUUGAAAUACGGAAACUGUCCUCUGUAUUUCUGCAAGUAAAGACCCAGAUUGGCUUACAGAUCCUCUAUGACAGAGAAGGACUGAGGCUUUACCUUCAAGUGGAUGAACGGUGGAAGGACGACACUGUGGGCCUUUGUGGAACCUUCAAUGGAAACACAGAGGAUGAUUUUCUAUCUCCAGUUGGAGUAACAGAAAGCACUCCAGAGCUGUUUGGAAACACGUGGAAGACUUCAUCGGCGUGCGUUCUUGUGCACGACAGCUCACAGGUGGAUCCGUGUGAUGUUCAUCUGCAGGCAGCCUCUUAUGCAGCGGAAGCUUGUAGCAUCCUUACGAAAGAUCUUUUUGCUCCAUGCUACCCCUAUUUGAGUCCUGUUCCCUAUUUUGAGCAGUGCAGAAGAGACACUUGCAAAUGUGGACAGGCUUGUUUUUGCUCUGCUCUGGCCCAUUACGCUCAUCACUGCCGAAGGUUUGGAGUUGUAGUAGAUUUCAGAGGAGCUGUCCCAGAUUGUGUUCUUCCUGCCUCUCAGUACAUCUUUGUCUAUUUCUAUUGCAGCCAUUGCAGGGAUGGAGUAAUGAGCUGUGAUAACAACAUAAUAGCACACAGCUGCCCAGCUGGACAGAUUUAUAUUAACUGCAGUAACCCACAAGUGGAUCCCGAGCUCAGCAGAGAGAGGACUUGUGAGAAUCAGCUGCUAAACCUCACUUUCUCAGCACACCUCCCUUGUGUGUCAGGCUGUGUCUGCCCACCAGGUCUUGUGAAACAUGGGGACAUGUGCUUGGAUGCAGAUGAAUGUCCGUGCUCAUGGAAAGGAAAGGAAUAUUUUCCAGGUGACAAAGUAAUUUCUUCCUGUCAUACAUGCAUUUGCCAGCAUGGAUCGUUCCAGUGCACCUUCCAGCCUUGCCCGUCGAUGUGCACAGCGUACGGGGACCGGCACUACCGGACCUUCGAUGGACUCACCUUUGACUUUGUUGGAACUUGUAAGGUUUACCUGGUUAAGGGUAUUUCUUCAACCAGUCUUUCUGUCAUUAUAGAGAAUGUUGACUGCUUUAGUACUGGAAUCAUUUGCAGAAAAAAUGUUUUCAUUAAUGUUGGAAAAUCUCUUUUAGUAUUUGAUGAUGAAACUGGGAAUCCAAGCUUAUCUAGUUACAUAGAUGGCCUACAAAAAAUGCAGUUAUGGAAAGCUGGAUUUUUCACUGUUGUUCAUUUUCCUGAUGAACAUAUCACCAUUCUUUGGGAUCAGAGAACAACAGUUCAUGUGCAGAUGGGGCAUCAGUGGCAGGGAGAAUUGACUGGAUUGUGUGGAAAUUUUGAUUUGAAGACAGUAAAUGAACUGAGGACUCCAGAUAAUUUUGAAUUAACGAACUCACAAGAGUUUGGAAACAGUUGGACAGCUGUAGAGUGUGUUGACAGCUCUGACAUUCGAAAUCCAUGCAGUUUGAACCCCCUUAGAGAGCCAUUUGCCAAGAAGGAAUGUGGGAUACUGCUAAGUGAAGCAUUUGAAGCUUGCCACCCAGUGAUCGACGUCACCUGGUUUUACUCCAACUGCUUGACAGACACUUGUGGCUGUACCCAAGGUGGUGACUGUGAGUGUUUCUGUACAAGUGUCUCAGCUUAUGCCCAUCAGUGCUGCCAGCACGGGGUUGCUGUGGACUGGAGGUCUCCCAGAGUGUGCCCUUAUGAUUGUGAAUAUUUCAACAAAGCUCUGGGAAAAGGCCCAUACAAACUGGUCAGCUAUUUGGAUGGAAAAUUUGUAAUAGCAGCGAAAUUGGUGGACGGCAUUGUUUUCCCCAUGAAAGAAGAUGAUAUUGUUCCUGGGCAUGUAGUGAGCUUUAUGCUGACUUCAGGACUUUAUAAACCCAAAGCACAUGAUUCCAGCUUGAUUUCAUUUGAAACAGCUGAGAGACCAAAUUAUUUUCUUCAGCUGGUCUCCAAUAAUACUCUUGUUGUUUCUAAAUGGAAAAAAUCGGAAGAUUUUCACAAUAGGUCUACGUUUGUCAUCCACAAGAAUACGUGGCUGUCGGGAUACAGUUCCUUUGAGUCAUUUGCAAAACCAGGAUUCUUCAUCCAUAUUUCAGCCUCUUCAGUUGAGCUUUUGAAAUACCAUCAUUCAGAGGAGUUCAGACUGUCAACCCUUUUUAAACUUGUAGAUGUCAAAUUUAAGCUUCUGUCCCGUUCUACGUGUGAAUGGCGUUACGAUGCCUGCACAAGCCCUUGCUUCAAGACAUGCAGAGACCCUUUGGGAAAAAACUGUCAGACAGUACCAAAAGUGGAAGGAUGCAUCCCUGCCUGUCCUCUCAACAUGUUGCUGGAUGAAAUCACUCAAAAAUGCGUGUAUUUUGAAGACUGCAUUGAACCUGCAGAUGACAGCCCACCUUUGCUUCUCAGCACUCAAACCCCAGCAGUUCCACAUUUAACGCCAAGUGCAAGUUUGGCAGUGAUCAGUGGAGAGGCAACUUCAUUUCCUGUACCUGAAGCAAAGGACAGGGAAACAACACUUGCUACAAAAUUGCAACUCACAGCAACUACAGGGAAACUGCAAUUUUUGACUACUACAUCCAAUAAAACGCUUCCAGCCAAAACUUUACCUCUAACUAUUUCUUCACAGUCAACAGAAAUUACUUCUGGGAAAAGCACUACAGCAAUGACUGGGACAACAAAAUCUUAUGUAAGCUUGUCUGCUUCUGUUGACAUUUCUUCUUUGUUUCCCUCUGCUGUCAGUUCAGAAACUUCCACAAGGAUACAGCUGAUCAGUAGUGGCUCCACUAAACAGCUGAGGGCUACAGAACCUCAGGCAGCAACUGCUACACAUGCAGUGACCACAAGAACAGAGCCAGAGAGCAAACCAAUUGCAACUUCUGUUUUUACUGGGGCACCACUUAUACUUAGAACAACAGAAGUGCCAGUCAAAACUAAAAUAAUGGAGUUAUCAGAAAUGGCCACAAGAACACUUCCCACGAAAGAAGCACAAGUAAGACCAGAAGGACUUACAACAUUUACACCCAGCUCAUUUGAAUCAAUAACAGAAAAAACUAGUGCCUAUGUGCCACAGCUUUCUACGUCAUCUCUGGAAGUGCCUUCAUAUACACCACCAGUAAACUUAACAGGAGCUUCUGAAGGGACAAAAAUAAGCAUAGAACAGUCGUUUACCACAGUAGCUAAUGUUACAGUGACAUCAUUUUCUCCUAUACUCAGUACUUUAUCUUUGUUAAAGCCAGUGUCUUCAGCAACAACAGGAACAGCAGCUGUUUUAACCAAACAGAGUGCGAAGACUACAUUUUCACCAACAUCCACACCACCUGUUUUAGUAGGAAAGACAACUACAGAACCUCCUCUUGGAAUGGUUCAACACCUGACUGGUACUCCAGAGGUUCUUUUCACUACAACUUCAGGUCCAAAGAUGACAACUCUACAAACCCGAGAGAGAUCAUCAGAAACAACUUUGUUAUCAUUUACAACUCAUAAAAAGGAAAUCCCAAAAAUAACAUCUCACGUGGAGCGUACGUCAAGUUCCUAUUUCCCUCCCUAUUCACCACAUCCUAGUUCUAGUACUGAAAAAACCUUCAUUCUUUCUACAAAGAAACCUGCAGUGUCUGCUCCUACUCCUGCUUCUCCAGCUUCGGGUGAAUUAAAAAAAACAUUUAAAACUGUUUCAACUACAGGAUAUCCCUUACACACGGUUCUAAACACAACUGAGUUCCUGACUACGUUAUACACUAAAUAUCCUGUCAUGGCUGAGACGAGCAGUGUGACACCUUUGUCUGUUAAGGUAACAUCCAAAAGAACAUCCCCUCUUGAAACAGCAACAAAGUCAACUUUGUUUUCUGGAAAAAUAUCUACUGAAUAUGAGUCAGCUCUGGUUUCAAGUACAAUGAAGACAAGCAGUCCAGCAUAUCUAGGUAGUGUUACAACAUCAGCAAUGAAAACCAAAGAAACCACUACAGCUCCUUUUGUAGCUACAGAAAGAGAAUCACCUCAAAGAACAUCCAUCACUGGAUCUCCACUUGCUCUCCUUAGUGGGACUGAAACCACAUUGUUGACAACACAGCCUGAUAAAUCACAAGUAGAAAGUAUUACUACCAUCUCUGCUGGAAAGCCAUCUGCUUUGUCUUUUUCACCAUCAGGUUCUCUGAUUUCUGUAAACAUUUCUCUUCCUUCACUGCCCUCAGAUGGAAAAGAAACAUCGCUGACAACUCUCAGUCCCAUGAGUACAUCCUCUGAAAUAACCUCUUUAUAUCCUAGAACAACUGUACAAAAAACUAUGUUAACAACAGAAAAGACCUCUCCAGUCCCAACUUUCUCUAUUUUAUCUUCUAUAUUAGAACAAUCAAGUUCAAUAACAACAGUACCAGAUGAAAAAUCACCAGUGAAUAUCACUGAUGCCACAUUCUCCCCAGCCUCUGAAUUCAGCAGUCAGCUCAUAACAACCAAAAAAAUAAUGACAGGCAAAGAAGAAUCCUCUCUGUCCCCUUCUGUUGCACUUCCAGUGACAAAGCCUUCUUACAUUUUCUCCACCUCUCAGUAUCUAGGAGAUAAAUUAGUUUAUUCACCUUUAACACAGCUGCUACCAGAAGUAACAACCACACCAAAACAUUCAGUAGAAACUAAAAUGGUUUCUACAGCAUUAAAACCUGCAGUCCAGAGUAUACCUGAAGCAGUGAAAAUUCAAGCAGCUGCAGCUCAGCCAUCCCUGCCUCCAUCUUCAGCAGGCCCCUUCUCCUUGCAGACAUCUUUAGGAGCUAAACCUUUGGUACCAACCACCAGGACCACUGUUACACCACCUGAUUCGGCUCAGAAGACUACAGAACUUGGUCAUCAGACCUCUCUACCUUCACUGACGAGCCAAGUUCACCAGUAUCCUGCAGAAUCUCUAACACAAUCCCCUGGUCAGCCACAACCUGUCUCUAGCACAACUGAAGCUGCAGCAGAACUGACUUCCUUGAAGACCUCACUACCUGAAGGCACUCAUUCCAGUGUGUUACCUACCUCAGCAGGUCCUACCAAAGUUAUUUUACCAACUCAAAAAUAUUUGCAUUUAACUGAUGCAGUCACACAGCCACUUGUAUCAAGAACUUCUGUUUCGCAGCCUACAGUCCCAGCUAGAGCAACAGCUGACUUGAUUUUUGGCACCAAAUUUCCCCCUUUCUCACCGGAAGUGCUUGCCAUUUCAUCUUCUUCAGCAACAAUUGAAAAAGAACUGUUUCCUUCAUUUUCCACGCAGAAGACAGCUACAGAUCUAAAAUUUACACAUCAGGCCUCAUUUACUAAAUUCCUUGAUUCAAGACAAACACUUGAAGCAUCACCUUCAUCAGAUUCUGAGUCAACCUCUUCAGUGGUUUUGCCACCAGGAACAGCAGAAGUUCCUGUUGUGUUGGGCUCCACAUCAGGGGAAAGUGGCACGGAGAAAGCUGUGGUGUUGCCUGAGCAGGUCACACCUUCAGCCACCACCCACAGCUCCAUGAUCCUACCAAGGACAGCCUUGCCCACUGAGCCCCGUUCAUCACCCGCAGCUUCAGCCUCUCCAGCGAUAAGCAGUGCUGGGCAAAACCUCAGUACUGCAUCAGCAGCUUCAGACAAAGCAGCAGCAGUCACAGAGCCCAUCUCCAGCUCUCCUUCUGUUACUUUAGAAGCAAAAGGAGCCGUGCCCCUCGACACAGUGAAGUCUGAAGAGUCAGAAUUAAUGACAGAAUUCCAGUCUGUCCGUACUCAGGGUGUUACUGUUACACCUCAGACAUUUUACCCUCUGUAUUUCACAAACACAACUUCAGUUCUGUCCAUUGCACAUUCGCCUGCUGAAUCAAAAGUGUUUUCUUCCAUAGCUGCAUCAUCAGUCAGUACACCUCAAACUUCAAAAUUUGAAGUAACAUCUGAGAUGCAAACACCUUCUGUGAGUUCACUGCUAAUGAUAUCUGAUCAUCCAAAUGACACAGCAGCUCCAUCAGUUUCCUCAUUUACUUCAUCUACCAAACCACUUCAUGGCUUGACUACAACAUUUUCUGAUGGGCUGACAAUAGCUGAAGCCGUGGCAGGAGCUGCAGCAUCAUCUUUUAUGUUGCCUCAAGAAACAGCAACUCUUCAAACUUGUACACCAAUCACAGAGAAUGAGUGCAUAAAACACAUUUGUUUGGAUGGACGGCUGAUCCAGGUUAAUAAGUCACAGAACUGCCCAUACAAUGCUACUCAACCCAGCUGUGGAGUUUUAGGAUUUGCUACUCAAACAAAUGGUGACAAAUGCUGCCCAAAGUGGGAAUGUGCAUGUCGUUGCACCAUUUUCUCUGAUCUGAGCAUUGUAACCUAUGAUGGAAAUCAUUUGGCUUUAUUCAAAGAAGCAUCCUACAUUGUUAGUCAAACUCCAGAUGAAACUAUAACCAUCCAUGUCCUUGACUGUAGAAUGAAUAAUUCAAAUUCAACUUCUUUGUGCCUGGCAAUGUUGAACCUAACUUAUGUAUCAAAUCAAAUUAUUAUCAAUCGUUUAAGCAGAAAAAUAACAGUAAAUUCAAGAUCUGCUUGGCCUACUGUUAGAAAAUAUGGAUACAAAGUUGAAGAUUCAGGCUUCAAGUAUGCAGUUGAGACCCCAACAAAAAUCAGAAUUCAGUGGUUUCACAACACAGGUGUGAUGAUUAUUGAGUUGAACAGUACCAGAGAACCAAGAGCUUUGGGACUAUGUGGGUUUUGUGAUAGAAGCUUGGAAAAUGACUUGAUGCUUCCCAACAGGACAGUUUUAAGCCAAAGCAGUUCACCCUCGACUUUUAUAGACAGCUGGCAAGUGCCAGACACGUUAAAGUAUGUCGGAGAAGACAGGCAUCAGGAAACUAAUUGCUCAGUCAUGGACUGCUCAGAGUGCUUAAGAAUGGUGUUGAACCAGACCUUCAGCAGCUGUCACCCUUAUAUUCCACCUGAGCAAUUCUGUGAUAUAUGGGCUCGAGACACUGAGUACAUUCAAAAUCCAUGUGUUUCACUAGCUGCCUAUGUGGCAAUGUGCAACAAAUUCAAUGUUUGCAUAGAGUGGAGGAGCUCUGAUUAUUGCCCCUUCCCCUGCUCUGAAAACUUCUCCUACCAGCCUUGCAUAGCUGCCUGUGAGGUUCCAGAGAGUUGUGAGAAUAGAGAGGUGGCUCCUCGGGACUCAGACUCCUGCUCAGUGCUGACAGAAGGCUGCGUCUGUGCUGGAGGGACCCUCCUUCACCGGACCCAUACCGCUGUCUGUAUUCCUGAAGAAAAAUGUGCUUGUACAGACAGCUCAGGAGCACCUCAUGCCAUGGGUGAGAUCUGGAGAACUUCUUUGAGUGGAUGCUGUAUGCAAACAUGUGUUGACAGUGAGACCAUAAUUCCAGUGGAGCACAGCUGUUCAGAGAUCCACAAUUUGGAGUGUCAGCGAUUUGCAGAAGUGGCCUUGCUUGUUCCUGAUGAUCAGACCUGCUGUCCUCAGAAGAUCUGUAUUUGUAAUCAGAGUCUCUGUGAACUCCUAAUCCCUGAGUGUAGCAGCUUGGAGAAGUUGGUCACGUACUACAGUGAAGAAUCCUGUUGUCCCAGCUACGUUUGUGAAUGUGACCCAGAAAAAUGUGAGCCAUUGGAGCAGAUGCCAAGCUGUCAAAAUGAUCAAACACUAAUUGCUGCUCGGGUGGAGAAUACCUGCUGCAUUUCCUAUAUAUGUGCAUGUGGAGCUUGCUCGGAUCAAUUUCCCAAAUGUCAAGAAGGAGAAGUUCUCAUUGUGGAUGGCAACACUACUGACAGGUGUUGUCCUACAUACCAGUGCAUCUGUGAAACACAUCGUUGUCCUGAAUUCAGAUGCAUGCUGGGCAUGUCUCUGGUGGAGGUCUGGAGCCCGGAGAAGUGCUGCCCCUUCCGCACAUGUGAAUGUGCGUGUGAAACAAUCCCCAAACCACAGUGCAAACUGGGGCAGAAACUUCAGAUAGAUGAACUGUUUCAGAACAGUACAGAAAAUGUCUGUAACUGUGUGAAGUACAAAUGUGUGAGAGACAAAGUUUGCCUGAGUAAUGAGAGAGGUGUGCUGCUUCCUGGGCAGAGGAUCGUGGAGCACAGUGCAGAUGGCAUUUGCCAUAUUUCCUAUUGUACAAAUGUGGUUGAUCCCUCCACUAAAUACUACAGAAUAAACACAUCUUCCAUAGACUGCGCUGUCAAGUGCAAAGCUAACCAAGUCUAUCAGCCUCCAAAAGAUUUAACAACUUGCUGUGGUAGCUGCAAGAACAUGUCUUGUCUCCACGCUUUCAGCAAUGGCACAGUUACCAGUUUUAAGCCCGGUGCUGUUUGGAUUUCCAACUGCAUCAGAUAUGAAUGCACCAACACAGCAAUAGGAGCAGUUCUGGUGUCCUCCGCAGUUGGGUGCCCACCCUUUAAUGAAACUGAAUGUGUGAAGGUUGGAGGCUAUGUUGUGCCAUUCUUAGAAGGCUGCUGCAAAACAUGUAAGGAAGAUGGUAAAUUCUGUAAGAAGGUGACUGUUAGGAUGACCAUCCGCAAGAACGACUGCAGGAGUAACACACCAGUGAACAUCGUUUCGUGUGACGGGAAGUGCCCCUCUGCCAGCAUUUACAACUACAACAUCAACACCUACGCCAGGUUCUGCAAGUGCUGCAGGGAGCUGGGGCUGCAGAGGAGGACUGUGCAGUUGUACUGCACCAGCAACUCAACCUGGGUCAGCUACUCCAUCCAAGAGCCCACAGAUUGCUCUUGCCAAUGGUCUUAAAAUAAGAGAAAGAAAGCAACAAGCCCAGCUGUUCACAGCAUAAUUUUGUAGUAGUUUAUCUAUUAAAAUAUAAUUGAAUUUCACCAGUAUACUGCAAAAGACCACAAAUACAUUUGGACUCUCCUAAGUUUCUGAAAAAGCGGCUUUGCAUCAUUUGUAUUGUGAUUUGUCUUCAUUUUCACUCACAGGGAUUGUUUUAAGGGUUCUUGUGAUACGUGCCAACAUAAAAGGUGAUUUACAUUAGUGACAUCUAAAGAGAAAGAGCACCAUCUGUUUUGUUCUGGAAGGCUGAUCCACUCUUUGUCAAGCCCUCAUUCCAGUUUUACAUCAUUGCCUGACUUACCUGGCAGCAGGUCACUGUUUUGAAAGCAUUGUAAUUGUGCAAGUAUGUUUAGUGUCUAUUAAGAAAAAUUCUUUGGACAACAUGAGAACAAUUUUCAGUUUAAAUCAUAUUCCUGUUGCUAAGUAGAGCAUGUAUAAGAAAUGUAGGAUUCAAUGUAGGAUUUAUUUUUUUUUUAGUCAGGGAAACAUUAUUCAUACUGAUAACUGUAUGUAACGUUCCCUGUGAAUCAUUUCAGUUUUUCUAGUGUGUUUUAUAUUGUAGUGAAAAGCAUUAUGGCAAGCAUGUGUUUAUGGAACAGAUCUGCUGUCUUUAGGCUAUCUAGAUUAACCUUUAUUCACUUUAUCUUUCUGCUAAACAAUAUGGCAUAAACUGAAAAUACACAGAUUUAAAAAAGGAAAACCAUUUUAUAUUCCUUUUUAUAGAUAUAACUUAAAUUAAAAUUUUCAUCUUAUGAAAUGAACCAUCCUUAAAUUGUCUUUUUAGGAGAAUGAACAUUGUUUAACACUAAUUUUAAAGAUGUGAAAGUUCAUUAGGAAAAAUAAAAUGAGGAUUGUAUGUAUCUGCCUCAAAGAAAAACAAAACUGAAAAUCUUUGUCACCUGUAUAGUAGAUGCAACUUCUUAUGGUAAGUGCUUGAAAUUCAAAAUGUACAAUUGUAAGGUUUGAAAUUUCAAAAGCAAUUUUUUUUAUGAACUUGAAAAAUUCAAUUUUUUGUAAUGAACUGAUUUUUUUUUCUUCUCUAAGCUGAUCUUACUAUUCUGUUCUUCUUUAACAAAUGCCACUGAGAUUAAGCAAAAAUUCAGUAGCUUGUGUUUUGUAGAUUAAAAUUGUAGAUAGCAUGCAGUGAUACACUUGAGGUCUAUAAAAGUAAACAGAUCUCAGCACCCCUCUUUGGAAGCUGCUUGUCUGCAGUAAAUCCAAAGAAAAAAGCAUUGU
Molecule: messenger RNA, 11724 nt
Organism: Pyrgilauda ruficollis (rufous-necked snowfinch)
Lineage: Eukaryota; Metazoa; Chordata; Aves; Passeriformes; Passeridae
Gene: OTOG
Product: otogelin
Exons: 54
Coding region: 1-10446 (3481 amino acids)
Biological process (GO): L-arabinose metabolic process
Cellular component (GO): extracellular matrix
Molecular function (GO): alpha-L-arabinofuranosidase activity; protein binding
Source: RefSeq, a predicted model, not a curated record